Molecule: messenger RNA, 1221 nt
Organism: Gongylonema pulchrum
Lineage: Eukaryota; Metazoa; Nematoda; Chromadorea; Rhabditida; Gongylonematidae
Source: the annotation of a GenBank genome assembly
CUUCCGCGAAAUUAUCCUUUAAACAAGCCGCUGCUUAAAGCCGAAGCGCUGGAUCGUGACACUGGUGAGAAUGGCCGCGUUCAUUACGUGCUACACGGGGAACGCACUGCACAUCCGUUCUGCAUCAAUCAGGAAACGGGCGAAGUUACUCUCUGUCAAAAGCCGCUUGAGAUAGAGAGUGGAUGGAAACUAAAAAUACAGGCGUUGGAUUCAGGCUGGCCGAUGCCACGCAGUAGUGAGAUACUAAUCAGCGUUUAUGUGAAUGGCACAAACGUACCAUCAAAAACAUGGCCGUCACUACUCCGCGAACCGGAAAACGAACAUGCACCAGUUUUUGCAACACUUCCCACACUGCGUGCAGCAGCAGAUGCAUCACCUGAAACGAUAGUGGGGCGCGUUGAAGCAUUUGAUAGCGAUGCUGGCUAUGCAGGCUUGCUACGAUAUGGCUCCACCGACAAGUUCUUUGCUGUGCAGCCAUUUUCUGGCGAAAUUUUUGUGCUGGGAGCAUUGUCCGAUUUGUUUUCAAGUGAAAACAAGACGCGGUAUGUGGAGCAUAUAGUUGAAGUGAGUGCCUGUGACUGGGGUCAAGCGAUGAAGUGUACCAACGGAUCUAUGAAAAUACUGCUCAGUGCAACAAACAUUCAUAAACCAUAUUUCGAAAAGCACCACUAUCGAGUACGAAUAGCAGAAGACACGGCAAUUGGAACAGAGAUUUUAGCCCUCUCUGCUCAGGAUGAUGAUUACGGGGAGAAUGGAAUGAUUGGAUAUCAGCUGCUCGGCGAGCAUAAUCAGUUUACAGUCAACCAAAGUACUGCCCUCUCUGCUCAGGAUGAUGAUUACGGGGAGAAUGGGAUGAUUGGAUAUCAGCUGCUCGGCGAGCAUAAUCAGUUUUCAGUCAACCAAAGUACUGGUAUAUUAAAAGUGAGCGGGAAGCUGGAUCGCGAGUUAAAGGCUUCUCAUCGGUUCACUGUUAUGGCAUUUGAUCAUGGACAACCAAUGAAAGCUGCAUUUGUGAAUGUCACUGUUGUGCUAGUCGAUGUCAACGAUAAUGCUCCACAGUUCGCUGUUAUGGCAUUUGAUCAUGGACAACCAAUGAAAGUUGCAUUUGUGAAUGUCACUGUUGUGCUAGUCGAUGUCAACGAUAACGCUCCACAGUGCGCUGAAACUGUACAUACGGUAUGUAAUAUUCUUCCAGGUUCAUUCGUUAAGCGGAGGAGAUAA